Messenger RNA from Trypanosoma conorhini, 561 nucleotides. Its product is annotated as centrin. Gene Ontology annotation, biological process: centriole replication; mitotic cell cycle. The coding region runs from base 1 to 561 and encodes 186 amino acids. Gene Ontology annotation, molecular function: calcium ion binding. Lineage: Eukaryota; Euglenozoa; Kinetoplastea; Trypanosomatida; Trypanosomatidae. The transcript has a single exon. The record is from RefSeq and is a predicted model, not a curated record. Gene Ontology annotation, cellular component: centrosome; centriole.
AUGGAGUCAAGUAGGACAAAAAGUGUUGCGAAAGGCCCGGCAGCUGAAAAGCCCGAGCUAAAAACGCCGCUGAGCAUCAGCAUGUCGGAAAGGCACAAGGCGCAACUUCGCGAGGCGUUUGAUCUUUUUGACUCGGAAGGAACGGGUCGCAUAAAGGCUCUGGACGUGAAGGUGGCGCUUUGUGCUCUUGGCUACGAUGUCAGUAAGGAUGAGCUGGCUCAGCUGCUCAGGCAGGUGGGCGGGUCUAUCGUUGCGGGGGUGGAUUUUAAUGAGUUCUACUGCGUUCUUCUGGCGAAGAUGGCGCAGCGUGAAAGCCGAUCCGAGGCAAUUCGGGCAUUCAAGCUCAUAGAUGUUGGGGAGAAGGGGCACAUUUCCGUCGAUGACCUCCGUCCCAUUGCCGACUCACUGGACAUGGAUCUCACGGAUGACGAGCUGGCGGAGAUGGUGCUGUUUGCCCACCCUUCCAUUGCUUUUGGAAAAAACGAAGCGGAGAUUAAGGAGCCUUUGACAGUGAGCGAGGAGGAGUUUUUGAAGCUCAUGGCACGUGCUCAUGUAUAUUAG